AUGGCACCAACUUCUGUUGUCGAUAAAGAACAAGUAUCUUUACCUGUUAAAACUGCUGUUGCUACUGCUGGCGAUGCUUUACUUGGAGCUGUUGUGGGUGUUUUGUAUAACAGGAUUGCUAAGAAGUUUCUCGUAGUACGGCUGUUUUUUGUGGCAUCGAUGAUUGGUGCUAUGAAAGGGAUCAGAGGGAAAGACGAUACCAAGGCUAGAGUGGUGGCAGGUUUUACUUCCGGAUGCAUGUUGUACUUGGUUGGGAACAUGCCUUCUCCUCCUAGAGUACCACUCGCAAUCGCAUCAGGGCUCUGCAUUGCGUUUUAUAAUGGUCUUGUGCAUGAGGUAGAAAGCCGUUAUCAGCAUGCAACAUUGGAGGAUACACGCUACAUCAGAACAAGACGCAUGUUGUCGGAGCUAGGCCUUGAGGAUUACGAGAAGCACUUUAAGAAACACUUGUUAAGGGACAAAACAAUGCAUUUGCUUAAAGAAAGGCAAGUGUAA
Messenger RNA from Papaver somniferum (opium poppy), 495 nucleotides. Its product is annotated as chloroplastic import inner membrane translocase subunit HP30-2-like. The transcript is spliced from 4 exons. NCBI's taxonomy places the organism in Eukaryota, Viridiplantae, Streptophyta, Magnoliopsida, Ranunculales, Papaveraceae. Bases 1 to 495 code for a protein of 164 amino acids. The record is from RefSeq and is a predicted model, not a curated record.